UGCUCUGACCCAGUCUGCAGCAUCACAGUCUGUGCAUCAGGAAAACAUGGCCCCUCUGUGAACUGAAGAGGCUCAGUCACCAAGUGGCUCUGGAUCUGCACAGCUGCACUGCUGCAUUAUCAGGUGCUCAGAUUCACAGAUUUUCUACUUCUGAUCACUGGUUCCUAUUUGUAAAGGACAAGUACAACUACAUUUAAAGGCAUCUCUCCUGGCUUUCUGUAAAUCUGACUUUGUACUGUAUCUGUGAGUUAGUAUGGCAGACUGGAAUUUGUUGGGGAAGCUGCUGGAGAGUGCCCAGGAACACUCCACUGUUGUUGGCAAAGUCUGGCUAACAGUGCUGUUCAUCUUCCGCAUCCUGGUGCUGGGAGCCGCUGCCGAGAAGGUGUGGGGCGACGAACAGUCCGGCUUCACCUGUGACACCAAACAGCCUGGUUGUCAGAAUGUCUGCUAUGACAAGACGUUCCCCAUUUCUCACAUGCGCUUCUGGGUGAUGCAGAUCAUCUUUGUCUCCACACCAACUCUCAUUUAUCUGGGCCACAUCCUUCAUCUGGUCCGCAUGGAGGAAAAGGAGAAACAGAAAGCAAAGGACCUCGCCAUCCAAAAUGAAAAGCAGCAGCAGUUAAAUGGCAACAAGCUCAAGAAAGCUUCAGUUAAAGACAGCCAGGGCCACGUGCGAUUGCAAGGUGCAUUACUGCGAACCUAUGUCUUCAACAUUAUUUUCAAGACCCUGUUUGAAGUGGCAUUUAUUGUAGCUCAGUACUUCCUCUAUGGUUUUGAACUCAAGCCGAUGUACACCUGCGACCGCUGGCCUUGCCCUAACAUGGUGAACUGCUACAUCUCCCGACCCACUGAGAAGACUGUGUUCAUUCUCUUCAUGUUGGCAGUGGCCUGUGUCUCGCUGUUGCUCAACCUGGUGGAAAUGUACCAUCUAGGUUUCACAAAGUGCCACCAGGGCCUCCACUACAGGCGAUCACAUGCAGCACGUGAGGCUCCUAAGGACCUACCUGAGGCAGUCAUGCCCUUUGCCCCAGGCUACAGCUACUUUGCGGGUCAUCCUACAGUGCCUGAACCUUUCCCUAAGGACUCAAAGUACAGCAUGGCAGAGCCAAACUCUGCUUACAGCCCCUUCAACAGCAAAGUGGUUUAUAAGCAGAACAGAGACAAUAUGGCUGUGGAAAGGAAAGGUAAAGCAGAAGGAGAUGAAGUAAAGGAGAGGAAAACCUCCAGUCCUGUCUGUGAGGUGCCUGUUGAAAAUCAACGCAGAACUAGUCAGUCAAGCAAACACAGCAGCAGCAAGAGCAGGAUGGAUGACCUGAACGUCUAG
This is a messenger RNA of Monopterus albus (swamp eel), 1324 nucleotides long. RefSeq names its product gap junction protein, alpha 2 (gene gja2). The coding region runs from base 254 to 1324 and encodes 356 amino acids. Gene Ontology annotation, biological process: cell-cell signaling. Gene Ontology annotation, molecular function: gap junction channel activity. The record is from RefSeq and is a predicted model, not a curated record. Gene Ontology annotation, cellular component: connexin complex. The transcript is spliced from 4 exons. Lineage: Eukaryota; Metazoa; Chordata; Actinopteri; Synbranchiformes; Synbranchidae.